Tricharina praecox is the source of this 2990-nucleotide messenger RNA. RefSeq lists its product as uncharacterized. Gene Ontology annotation, molecular function: SUMO-specific endopeptidase activity. Gene Ontology annotation, cellular component: nucleus; cytoplasm. The record is from RefSeq and is a predicted model, not a curated record. The transcript is spliced from 10 exons. The coding region runs from base 103 to 2847 and encodes 914 amino acids. Gene Ontology annotation, biological process: protein desumoylation. NCBI's taxonomy places the organism in Eukaryota, Fungi, Ascomycota, Pezizomycetes, Pezizales, Pyronemataceae.
CUCGUUCCUCCUUAACUCUUAACUUGAGCGAAGCACAUCCCCGAGAACUUCCUACUACUCCCUCAAAACAACAAUAAGCCAACUGCCCUUACCUCUCGAACCAUGCCGCCGGGCUUCGCCUCCGGGCAGGCGCCUCGGCAGCUCUCUACCGAUCCUAUCGAAACCGACAGCGACACAAUCGAAGAAAAGGCGCCUCCAUUACCGCCACCCCGAUCUGGGCGUUCGCGGCCACAUGAAGGCAAACAGGAUUUCACCACAUCUGGAGCAAUAGAAAAGAAGCAUUUUCCAACAUUCGCCAGAAGCGCAGACUCCGAAACAAUACCGACUCCAUAUAGUCAAACCGAACACUCCAGCCUCUUGAGCGGUCCCUCUCGACAUGUCGACAAAAUCUCUGGCGAUCGCGGCUCCGCUCCCCAGACGAACCUCCGAAAGCGCAUGAGACAGCUGGGGGAGGACAUCAGCGAUCCCAUAGCCGAAAACCUCAAGGGAACGCUGGACUCCCCCGGUGGCGACGGAAAUCCGAACUCGCGAGCGGAGAUCGGAGGGGGUAAGAGGGCACGGCAGACGAUCGGGGGUAAAUCGCAGCUGUGGUCCUCCCAGCCGAAUAGAUGGAGUGGCAGCGGCGGCGGCAGCGCCAAUGGCAGCUCCGGCGGCCGAAAGCCUCGUGGUUUGGUGUCCCAGAAUAAACUUAAUAAGCACUGGCAGAUUACGACAUUCCAGAAGGGUACGCUACAAGCGAAUUCGGAUCCGAGAAACGGGGAGGAUCUCCAUCUGGAGUGGGAAGCGAAACGGAACGGAAAAGGAGCGCAAUUCCGAGUCAAAAAAGUGGAUGGGCACACUAAGGCUUCCGAAGUGCUUGCGGAUUUUUCCGCAGAUUUUGUGAAGCUCUAUCACUGCGAGAAUCAAAUUGGGCUUGAGUUCCACGGGACGAAACAUACUUAUGGUUACCUUGCCAUUACAAACAAAAAAGAUAUAGAGGAAGUGAGGGGUGCUCUCACCUCCGAAUUGGAGCGCAAAAAAGUCCACCAGGUCGAUGAUGAGCGGAUGAAGAAACACUGCCAGAACAUCAAAAUGCACAAUUCACGCCACGAACAGGUGUCGCUCGUAGAGGAUCCUGAAGAUUUCGAACGUUUGCGUGAAAUGGAGCAGAAAUUCGGGAUCCGGAGCUCUGAUCCAGAACCACGAGGACCUUCCAAGUCUCGGGCGCCCUCUAGUGAUACUGCAAGGCCUAUGACUGCGCAGGAAGCCAUCGAUUUUGCACUCGCGAAGUCUUUACAGGAACAUAGUUCACAGGAGAGACGGAGGUCUACCAGGAGUACGGGCGGCCGUAUGCCGUUCCUAAGUCUUACGCAGACGAAGAGAACCACCAGAAGCGACAAGCCUAGCAACGAAGGCAUGAAGGAGGCUGUCAAACGCCCCUUGGAAAUAGACGAAGAUCUGGUGUGGGCAAAUAAACGCACAAAAUCGCUGCAAUUGCCGGAGCCACGAUGGUCCCGGCCAUUGAUCUACCCAUCUAGUGGUCUAGGACGUACGCCUGUCGAAUACGAUGACCUCUACCGAUUGAAUCCGGAGGAGUGGCUGAACGACAACAUCAUCAAUUUCUACAUGAAGUAUCUUGAUGUGACCCUCAAAGAGAAGAAUCCCCGGUUGUCAGAACAAGUCCACUUCAUGAAUACUUUUUUCUACGAGCGCCUCUGCCAAAAGAACAGGAUCGGCGCCAGCAAGGAGAAGAAUCUGGACGGAAUCUUGAAGUGGACUGCGAAGCUUGAUUUGUUCAAAAAGAACUACAUCAUAAUCCCGAUUAAUGAAUGCUCUCAUUGGUACCUCGCUAUCGUGUGCAACCUUCAUAAUUUGGAGCGAAAGCUUGUGGUCGACACGCCCAACACGGACUCGGAUGAGGCAUCCGCCGAUGAGCCGGUAGCCGCCGUGGAUCCUUCCACCGACAGAUCGUCUGAUGUUUCAGACACCCUGACUAGCACAGAGAGCAUGUCGGUCGAUAAAGACGAGUGGCCGUCGGAGGAUGAGGUCGAGCGACUAGACGGCGAGAAGGAAGCCAGCAAUCACAGCGCCAAACUAUCCCCCAAAACUCUAGGCAUUGACUCUUCGUCUAAUUACGCAUAUGGGAAUGGAUCGAAAGCUAAGCGGAAGAGUAAACACUACGUUCCGCCAAACACACCUGCGAUCAUUAUCUUGGAUUCAAUGAAUGUGCCACGGCAGGCUGCUAUUGCCAGGCUAAGGGAAUGGUUAAUCCACGAAGCGAAGGUCAAGCGUGGCCUGGAGAUUUCAAAAGCCGAAAUCAAGGGCUGCAGUGCCAAGAAUCCUGACCAGGACAAUGGGUACGAUUGUGGCGUCCACGCUUUGCAUUACAGCGAAGUCUUUCUAGACCAUGUUGAGACCUUCGUGGCAUCCUUCCUCGCCCGGAACUUGAGUUGCGAUAACGAGAUCUGGAAGGUGGAAGGCAUCCCGACCCUGAGGAAGAAAAUCUUCGAUCUCGUGUGCAGCCUGUACGAAGAACAGGAAACCGAGCCUCAGGAAUCCAAGGUGGUCGACAGUCCCCCAUCCUCCCCCCUACCCGUGCCCUCUUCGUUGCCCCUGCCCUCACCAAUGUCGAAAUCGCCGAGUACCUCUGACCAUACCUCCGACGAUGAUGGAGAUGCCGUUAGCUCUCAGGAAAAAGAGGACUCGCCUGGCGAGCAGCUCGUUAAGGAGGCGAAUGUUGACACCGACAACACUGAGCCAGAGGAACCAGCAGCAGAACUCAAGCUGGAGCCUACGGUGAUCAGGAUGACGGAGGUGCCCGGGCCUGAGGGUCCCAGUGACCCUUGGAGGGCCGUUCGCUCGUCGUAAGGGAGAUGGGCGAUUCGUUUUCUUUGUUAUUUUCUUCUCUUUUUCCUUGUAUUUUUUUCCACCUAUCUUUUUUCCUAUCUUUUUUCUUCCUAUAUUUUUUUUUUCAGAUUGGAGUUGAUUGGUCGGGGUUGGGGUUGGGGUUG